AUACAAAAGAAUUCUGCCCCGUAACCUGUGAGGAUUUUAAUCCAGACUUGUUGUAUGACGUGUUCUGGAGCGGCAACAUGACAACGAAAGGCGGCUACUACCACGCUCAGAUUGUCAACAUGGCAGAAUCCGAAGAAGAACUGCGUGAUGUAGCGAAACGAAGACGGAAAAGGCCGCUCUGUAGCGCAAUGCCAGCAGACUUCUCCGAGGCGCGCAAAAAGCCUCGUUCAAUAAUGAAAAAAAAGAAAGCGACAAAUGACAAAGAUGUCAACAAGCGCCAAAGAGAUUUGGAUCUGCUCCAAAAGAUAGAGCAUGAGAACCAUGACCUCGUGCCCCGCAAAAAGUACAUGGAGGUACUACGCAAGCUGCACGAAAAAACAAAAGCUCUGGAGCAGUGCCAGAAACUAAAUGAGCAGCUCCAGGAGGCACUCUGCACAAAGAUAAAGAAAGCAGAUUGCUUCCAGUGCCAGAAGGGUGGAGCAGAGGAGACUGCUCCUCUCUAUUAUGUGGACUUUGAAGGGCAGGGGGAUGCCAACGAACCAGGACUAGACCCCGCCUGGUUAAGCCUAAGUGCAAUGACAGUCGAGUGCAAUAUAAGAAAGGUGAAUGCAUCAUACGACAGUGCUUCCCAGGCUGCUGUGUCCCAGCCAGCAGCUCCUCUACCUGCACGGGAAAGUGGCGAAGCCGAACUUGGUGCGGUGAUGGUGAAUGCAUCCCAGGCUCCUGCGUCCCAACCAAACCGUCCACCAGCACCAACAAGUGGGGAAGGCGAGUCGCGUGCUAUGAUGGUGAAUGCAUCCCAGGCGCCUGCGUCCCAACCAACUCAUCCACCAGCCCCAGCAAGUGGGGACGGCGAGUCAGGUGCUACAAUGGUGCUGAAUACUCAAUACUUUUCCCCUCACCUAUAAUAAUCUGCAGUAAAAGCUAUGCUCUGCCAGGUCUGAGACGGCAUGGUGUACUGCUCUGUCUGAGCCACGAGACGUAUUGCUACGACUCCUCAGAGCAGGGCUGCACCCAGGGGGUGGGGGAAUUUUGGGGUUCUGACAAUGGCCGGCAAACUGGCUGGUUUCUACUACUGUUGUUUUAAUUAGUGUUAAUGAUCGAAAAGUGACAAGUGUUUUUUUUCUUUAAAAAAACUAUUGUGAUUGCUCGGAAGAAAGAAGUAGUCGGGCUUGGACUCAAAAAGGUCUGCACAUCUCGAGUGGUGACGUUUGUGCUCAGUGUGAGCUCGGACCUUUUGCAAUAUUUUUAUAGUCAAUCUUUUUCACUGUAUUAAUUUCAUCUGUUCACCCAGGGUCACAGGUUGGGACAUGUGAUUUGCAAACAAGAGCUGGAGCUGUGUUGUGGACACGGCCUGCCAAUUAAGUAACAA
This is a messenger RNA of Ixodes scapularis (black-legged tick), 1372 nucleotides long. RefSeq lists its product as uncharacterized. NCBI's taxonomy places the organism in Eukaryota, Metazoa, Arthropoda, Arachnida, Ixodida, Ixodidae. Bases 78 to 908 code for a protein of 276 amino acids. The record is from RefSeq and is a predicted model, not a curated record. The transcript is spliced from 8 exons.